AUGAUUUUGGGAGCCAUUCACAUUUCAGGAGCUAUCUCUAUUCAAAUUGUUGAUGGUGUAUUAAAUCAAGAUUCAAAUUAUAAAAUUUUAUAAAGUUUUUUUAAAAAGGAGAAUUUAAAUAAUUAGAUUUUUCAUGCUUCUAACAUGAUUAUGCUCGACCUCGCGUUGAUAAAAAAUAAAAGAAUAUUUUUAAUCUCAAAAAAUUUAAAUACUGGGAUGGGCAGCAUAGAGCCCAGAUAUAAAUAACAUCCAAAGAGUAUGGGCUAUGCUUAAGAAAAAAACUGA
Tetrahymena thermophila SB210 is the source of this 285-nucleotide messenger RNA. RefSeq lists its product as hypothetical. Lineage: Eukaryota; Ciliophora; Oligohymenophorea; Hymenostomatida; Tetrahymenidae. The transcript has a single exon. The record is from RefSeq and is a predicted model, not a curated record.